AUGGCCUCUUUCAAUUGCUUUGUUUUAGCAUUGUUCAUGGCUUUAUCGUUUUCAAGCGUCAACGUUGGCCUAGCUGCGCGUCAUCUUCUUCAGCUGCCAACAUUGCCACCGUUGCCAUCGAUUCCAAAUCUCCCACAGCCAACGAUGCCCACCCUGCCGCAACCAUCUAUACCCAACCCCGUCGCUCUUCCUCCACUGCCUACCAUUCCUACCCUGCCACCCUUGCCCAGCUUGCCUUCAAUCCCCACUUUGCCAACUACCAUUCCAUCCUUCUCCCCACCACCUGCUAGAACUACCCCUUGA
Molecule: messenger RNA, 303 nt
Organism: Gossypium raimondii (Peruvian cotton)
Lineage: Eukaryota; Viridiplantae; Streptophyta; Magnoliopsida; Malvales; Malvaceae
Exons: 1
Coding region: 1-303 (100 amino acids)
Source: RefSeq, a predicted model, not a curated record